Penicilliopsis zonata CBS 506.65 is the source of this 670-nucleotide messenger RNA. RefSeq lists its product as hypothetical. NCBI's taxonomy places the organism in Eukaryota, Fungi, Ascomycota, Eurotiomycetes, Eurotiales, Aspergillaceae. Bases 251 to 535 code for a protein of 94 amino acids. The transcript has a single exon. The record is from RefSeq and is a predicted model, not a curated record. Gene Ontology annotation, biological process: RNA splicing; spliceosomal snRNP assembly. Gene Ontology annotation, molecular function: RNA binding. Gene Ontology annotation, cellular component: U5 snRNP; catalytic step 2 spliceosome; U4/U6 x U5 tri-snRNP complex.
UUUAUUGAUGACUCAUUGGCUCGUCGUGAUGAGAUCCUGCCUGGAACUUCCCCGCUUGCCGAUGGACGAUGGAUGACCCCGACGCCAUGCUAACCAUAUCAUCUCUUUCCCUACAGAGACCUGCUCAACAAGCCCAAGAACGAGCUCACGUACGUUGUCCCCCCAUCUCCUGAUUCUGUCACAUGAUAGUGCCAAUGUUUGAGCUGCCUAACCCUGGUCUACGGGGUAUACCGGUAGUUGUUUCUUUGUCAUGAAUCGAGCUUAUUUAUUUGGAUGCUAUAGGGAAUAUGAGGUCGCCUUGGUCGAGGAACACGAGCUGACCGCUGGUCCCCUUUCUCUCCUUCAAACCGCUACGCGCACGCAUACCCAGGUCCUGAUCUCGUGUCGGAACAACCGCAAGCUUCUUGCACGGGUCAAGGCCUUUGAUCGCCACUGCAACAUGGUUCUCGAGAACGUCAAGGAGAUGUGGACUGAGAAGCCCAAGGGAGGCAAGGGUCGCGGUGUGAACAAGGACCGCUUUAUCAGCAAGAUGUGAGUUUGAUCCCAGAAGCAACUUGGCCAAUUUUAACGUCCUCCCUUGCUCACUAUCCCCUCCAGGUUCCUUCGAGGCGACUCGGUCAUCUUGGUUCUCCUCAGUUGAAUGGAUCACGUGCUAACCCAGCUAUCUCCG